Epithele typhae is the source of this 990-nucleotide messenger RNA. RefSeq names its product ribonuclease H2, subunit B. Bases 1 to 990 code for a protein of 329 amino acids. Gene Ontology annotation, biological process: RNA catabolic process; ribonucleotide metabolic process. Lineage: Eukaryota; Fungi; Basidiomycota; Agaricomycetes; Polyporales; Epitheliaceae. Gene Ontology annotation, cellular component: nucleoplasm; ribonuclease H2 complex. The transcript has 8 exons. The record is from RefSeq and is a predicted model, not a curated record.
AUGGCAUGUCACGUCGGAGUGCUACCUUCAGACAUUCUUCAGCUAGUGUCGAGAAGGUUAGAGAGCGAAGAAUCUGGCUGCGUCACAGAACUCCGUCUGUUGAAGCUCCUUCAUCCUCGCACCGGCACACUCUCACUAUUCCUCCCUUAUACAUCACCGAAUAAUGCCAAGAGCACUAUUUUGGAAGUGCAAUCCGUCUCUCCGCCUAAUAGGAGAUCGUGGUUCAUGCAGAAUGAAGUGCAAGAAGACGGCAAGCUACUGAUCAUGACGCCAAUUGAUCCUAUUUUCCUCCUCAUUCCUCUGAUCCAUGCCACACAAUCUGUUGAUGGUCCUGGACUCUUCCGACCCUUCGAUGAAGUGUUCGAAGAUGCUUUGUCUAAGAUGAAAUCCUCCGCUAAAGGGGACGAAGAAGAGGGGAGAAGAAUUACACUGACCGACGACAUGAGCAUACUGGCAUCACUAUCUUGCGUUCAUGCUGCGAUGGGUCGCAUAUGCGACCACAAGGACAUUGGUCAUGACAUACUCGUGUAUCGCUACUCCGCGGAGCGGACUUUGGAAUAUCUGCGUUCCAAAGUCUCUCGGUUGUCUCAACAGAGUGUAUCGGAACUGUCGAGUACUUUAACGAGACAAUUUGCUAGAGACGGCCUGCUCGAAGACGGAAAAGACGAAUUGCUGGAAGCUGCUCGCAAAAAGGCAGCGUGCGAGUUGCUUUCACAUUAUCUACCAAGGGAGGUGUACGACCAGUUGGUGGCCUCUUACGACUUCUCCGGGUUGGACGAGUAUGUGAAGGGCAUCAAAGCAGAAACGAUGGCUCUUGCAUCCGCGAACAUGAACACCGUCGAAGCACGUGAAAGCAGAGGAAGCGUGAACAAGGUCAUGGACGAGGACAAGAAGCGCAAAGCCCCAAAGACAUCGGCGGGAGUGGAGAAGUUGAAGAAGGUGAAUAUCAAGGGCAUGGCGAAGCUGUCGACCUUCUUCCAGAAGAAGUGA